GAGGUGCAAGUGCCAGAGUUUGUUUGUUUGUUUAUUUAUUUAUUUAUUUAUGGGUUGCUUAGGUGUUGACGGAAGAGGUGGGUCUUUAGCUGUUUUUUGAAGAUGGUGAGAGAUUCUGCGGUCCGGAUUGAGGUUGGAAGUUCAUUCCACCACUGAGGAACAGUUACUUUGAAUGUUCUUGAAAGGGACCUUGAGCCACGCUGAGUAGGUACUACUAAGCGUCGGUCAUUGAUUGAUCGCAGAUUGCGUGAGGGAACGUAAGCCUUCAGGAGAGAGUUGAGGUAGGCGGGUGCUGUUCCAGACAAGGUCUUGUAGUUGAGCAUCAAGGCCUUGAAUUUGAUGCGGGCGGCUACAGGAAGCCUACACACACAUUCAGAAUUAAGCGCAAUUUAUUUGAGACCAUAGUGUAUUUUAAAUAUGAUUGAGGAAGAACUUGCUCAAGUAAAAAUCACCAUGAUAGCUUGUUGUGUGGAGUGUGGACCCUGCUGAAAAAAACAAUGGAAACCACCACAGACAUUCUAAAGGUUUCCGCUACAAAUACCUUACAAACAAUCAGCUGUUACCCAUUAAAACCAUUACUAUUAUUGGUCCUUAAUGGUAUCCACUAGACACAACAUUCCACCUAUAGAAGGCAACAAAUUACCAAUAGAGACCCAACAAGGACCAUUACAGUUUCCAUUAUAACCAUUGCAAAUUGACCAAGCAGACUUAACUGUUUUUUUUUAACGCAAAACAUUUUGUCAAAACUGCGCAUGCGCAGAGAUGUGCGGAACAGAUCAUGUGGUAAAAGUGUUCAACUUAUUUAUUUCCCCGCUCGUAUUCCGACAAGUCCCGCCUUCUUUUCUAGGAUUGGCUACAAGCAUGUAGUAAUAUGUCGAAAUCCAAUUGGGCAGUGUGUCACGAGACUAACAGCCAAUCUCUGAACGCUGUUAGAAUACGGGUGGUAAAAAAGUAUCGGACACGUGGGUUGAGUACAGGGCUGCCUGCACUGGUCAGGAGGUUUGUGUACUGUAGUGUACUCUACUGAUCUGAUCUGAUCUGAUCUGAUCUAAGCUAAGCUAAGCUAAGCUGUCAGCUUCAUCUCACAUCAACUCACUUGCCCAGUCACUGAGCAACUGGAAGGAUCAUGUCAGUCUUGCAGUUCUACAGGAAGGCAGGUGCUGAAGGUGGGCGGAGCCUGCAGAGGGUCAAACAGCUCUAUCCACAGGUCACCAUAACCACUGAAUUCUGCUACAAUGUGGAAAUGAACGGUUCUGACUGUGUGAGUAGGGAGCAGAAGGAUAUCCUGCGCUGGUUAUUUACUCCUCCUCAGUCUUCAGGCCUGUCAGAUGAGCCCACUCUCAAAGCGAUGAUGCCAGGAGAGAGUCUGGUGGAGAUUGGCCCCAGACUGAAUUUCUCCACUGCGUGGUCCACAAAUGCCGUGUCCAUCUGCCAGAGUGCAGGCCUGAGUCAGGUGACCAGGGUGGAGCUGUCUCGCAGGCACCUCAUCAAGGAUGAGCUGCAUGGGCUGAGGAAAGAUAAAGAGAUGGAGAAGUUAAUCAGCCUCUUGUACGACAGCAUGACUGAGUGUGUCUACACCAAGCCCAUCACGUCUUUCUCUGUGGACGUCCGGCCUCAGGAAGUGUUCGAGGUUGACAUUCUAGGAGAAGGCCGUGCUGCGUUGGAGAGGGCCAACGAUGAGCUUGGACUAGCUUUUGACUCUUGGGAUCUGGACUACUACACGGCAUUGUUCCAGAGGGUGAAGAGAAACCCAACUAGUGUUGAAUGCUUUGACCUGGCUCAGUCCAACAGUGAGCACAGUCGCCACUGGUUCUUCCGAGGCCGGAUGGUGAUUGACGGACAGGAGCAGAAGGACACUUUGUUCAGCCUCAUUAUGGGCACCCAGCAGCACAGCAAUCAGAACAAUGUCAUCAAGUUCUGCGAUAACAGCAGUGGUAUUAAAGGCAUGGAGCUGGAGUGUAUGUUCCCUACUGACCCUGCGCAGGCCAGCUGCUACAAGACCAGACACACAACCAGACAUGUCAUCUUCACUGCAGAAACACACAACUUCCCCACAGGUGUCGCUCCUUUCAGCGGUGCUACCACAGGUACUGGCGGGCGAAUCAGAGACGUGCAGAGCGCAGGCCAAGGUGGACACGUGAUUGCAGGGACAGCUGGGUACUGCUUUGGUAACCUCCACAUCCCAGGUUUUUCCCUUCCAUGGGAGGAGAGUGGUUGGGAGUAUCCUUCCAGCUUUGCUCCUCCUUUGCAGGUGGCCAUUGAAGCCAGUGAUGGUGCUUCAGACUACGGAAACAAGUUUGGAGAGCCAGUACUGGCAGGUAUGAUGUGGUGUGUCUUAGCUGUGGUGUGUCUUGUCUUCUUAAUUUUUUUUUUUACUUCAUUUUCUUCUUUCUUUGCCUUAACAACUCAAGGCUUUGCCCGGUCCUUUGGAAUGCGCUUGGCCAAUGGUGAGCGUCGAGAAUGGAUUAAGCCGAUAAUGUUCAGCGGUGGACUGGGCUCCAUUGAGAAUGAGCAUGUGAAGAAAGAAGAGGCGGCGUCAGGUAUGGAGGUGGUGAAAAUAGGAGGCCCUGUGUAUAGGAUUGGUGUAGGAGGAGGGGCUGCGUCCUCUGUACAGGUACAGGGUGAUAAUUCCAGCGAUCGUGAUUUGGGUGCGGUACAAAGAGGAGAUGCCGAGAUGGAGCAGAAGAUGAAUCGGGCUCUGAGGGCCUGUCUGGAGAGAGCUACAGGAAACCCCAUCUGCAGUAUCCAUGACCAGGGUGCAGGAGGCAAUGGAAAUGUGUUGAAAGAGCUGAGUGAGCCCGCCGGAGCAGUCAUCUACACCAGCAAAUUUAAAAGAGGUGAUCCCACCCUCAGUGUUUUGGAGUUGUGGGGGGCAGAGUAUCAGGAGAGUAAUGCUCUGUUGCUCCGCCCAUCUGACCGGAGUUUUCUGGAGAGGGUGUGUCGGAGGGAGAAAUGUCCAGUUGACUUUGUGGGAAACAUUACAGGUGAUAGUAAGAUUGUUCUUGUGGAUGAUAUCUCUAACACUGGCAGUGCCGUGAUUGGAGGGCGGAACCCUGUGGAUUUGGAACUUGAUUGGGUAUUGGGAAAGAUGCCUCAGAAGGAGUUCAGGCUGGACCAUGUGCCUUCCUGUCUGCAGCCUCUCUCUCUCCCUCCAGGACUUUCUGUGUUGCCUGCUCUUGAGAGAGUUCUUCGACUGCCUGCUGUGGCCAGCAAACGCUACCUCACCAACAAGGUGGAUCGCUCUGUGACUGGAUUGGUGGCACAGCAGCAGUGUGUAGGGCCCCUCCAUACCCCACUGGCUGAUGUGGCUGUGGUUGCUCUAUCACCCUUCAGCCUCCAGGGUUCUGCUACAGCAAUUGGGGAGCAGCCAAUUAAAGGCCUGGUUUCCCCAGCGGUUGGAGCUCGAAUGGCUGUGGGUGAGGCUCUCACCAAUCUGGUGUUUGCACGCGUCACUGCUCUGAAGGAUGUAAAGUGCAGUGGUAACUGGAUGUGGGCGGCGAAGUUGCCAGGUGAAGGGGCGUGUCUGUGGGAUGCGUGCCAGGCUAUGUGCAAGGUCAUGGGACAGUUGGGCGUUGCUGUCGAUGGCGGAAAGGACUCCCUCAGCAUGGCUGCUCGUGUUGGUGGAGAAACCGUCAAAGCACCAGGUUCUUUGGUCAUCUCUGUGUAUGCUGUGUGUCCUGAUAUCACUGCUACUGUCACCCCUGACCUGGACGACCCAGAGGGCAAAGGUGUAUUGCUGUAUGUUCCUGUGAGCAUGGGUAAAUACAGGCUGGGUGGCUCUGCUCUUGCUCAGUGUUAUGGUCAGCUGGGAGACUGCAGUCCAGACCUGGAUUAUCCUGACCAUCUCUCAGCCUGCUUCAACACCACGCAGACACUCAUCGAAGAUCAUCUGCUGAGUGCAGGGCAUGAUGUCAGCGACGGAGGACUCAUUUCCUGUCUGCUGGAGAUGGCCUUUGCAGGAAAUCGUGGGAUAGAAGUUGACUUGCCUUUUGAUGGAGUUGGAGUGAUGGAGGCUUUGUUCUCAGAGGAGUUGGGUCUGGUGUUGGAGGUGUGUGAGAGGGAUGUGGAAAGUGUGUGUCAGCGGUACACACAUGCUGGGCUGGGCUGCUACAAGAUUGGCACCACCUGUGGCUUUGGACCUGACUCUAUGGUCAGGGUGAGCCUGUGUGGACAGGAAGUGCUGCAUGAGCGUCUACCGACUCUCAGGGCUUUAUGGGAGAGCACAAGCUUCCAGCUGGAGUGUCUGCAGGCCAAUCCACUGUGUGUACAGCAGGAAGAGCAGGGGCUAUCUAUCCGCACCCAGCCAUACCUCAGACUGACCUUUGACCCUGCUAAAACACUGAUAACAAAAGAGCUUGCUGAGGGCAAGCCUCGUGUUGCAGUCAUCCGUGAGGAAGGCAGCAAUGGUGAUCGAGAGAUGUCUGUCUCUCUGUAUAUGGCUGGAUUCGAGGUGUGGGAUGUCACAAUGCAGGACCUGUGCUCCGGUUCCACGACCCUUGACCCAUUCCGAGCUGUUGUGUUUGUAGGCGGCUUCAGUUACGCUGAUGUGCUGGGAUCAGCCAAAGGCUGGGCGGCUACUGUCACCUUUAACCCCAAAGCCCGGGAGGAAUUUGAGCGUUUCCGGCAUCGUAGCGACACACUUAGUCUAGGGGUGUGUAAUGGCUGCCAGCUUCUGGCUCUGCUAGGUUGGGUGGGUGGAGCACAGAAUGGAGGCUCUGAGGUGGCCUUGACCCAUAAUAAGUCCGGUCGGUUUGAGUCCCGCUUUGUGAGUGUCAGCAUUCUGCCUUCUCCAGCCAUUAUGCUGAAGGGCAUAGAGGGAUCUGCCCUGGGUGUGUGGGUUGCCCAUGGAGAAGGUCUGAUGCAGUUCCGCUCCCCUGAAGCACAGCAGAAGCUGAUCAGUGCAUCUCUGGCACCCCUGCGCUACGUGGAUGAAUCCGGAGCCCCCACUGAGACCUACCCCAUGAACCCAAAUGGCUCUGCGCUGGGCAUAGCGGGUAUCUGCUCGCCUGACGGGCGCCACCUGGCCAUGAUGCCCCAUCCAGAGCGCACGGUGCUGGGCUGGCAGUGGGCCUGGGCACCUGCACCUCUCAGAGCCUCACUGCGUUCCUCACCUUGGCUCCGCAUGUUCCACAAUGCCGCUGUGUGGUGUCAGAGUGAGGGGUUGGCAUCAUAGUGAUCAUAGAUAUAGCUAUUUCACUGAUACAGCUGUGAAAGUAUCCUGAAAGCCAGUGAAUAUUUGUAUGUUUAAUUGAGAAGAGUUAGAUUUACGUGGUUGUGUAAAAGGCUAAACCUAUAUAUAUAAAAAAAAUUUAUUAAAAACCCAACAAUUUUAUACAAACAUCAUUAACAAGAGUCAAACUGAAGAUGGCUGCAUUCCAAUCAAUAUUGACAAUCUUGUGGUUAACCUGUGACCUCACAAUCAUGUUAAGGAAAUGCUUUUGCACAUUUCUGAAGGCAAGGGAGCAAAACUGGCCAUGUUCUCUGGGUGGGAGGGGUGGCGUACUCUCGCUACCCUGUCAAUCACAGCAACACUAGCCAGUCAUAGGUUUCUGUGAGCUCAGUUGAACAGCAGUUGAUGCUGAUGUGCUAUUUGGCUUCACAUGCCUCGGAGGAAGCACGUAUUAACCUUCACCCUUCAUAGUUGGUAGAUGUCAUAUGAUUGGGGAGAGCUUGCUGGUGGGUGGGAAUUGAUACUGUAGGUAACGAAAAUGGUGUGAAAUAAAUUAUAGUAGUAAUAAUAAUAAAAAGAAGGAAAUGAUUUUUUGGCUACUGUGAUGAUUUGUGUUUACUUGACAGAAACCAAUGAUGAGGACCAAAUUCUGCUACAUGUACAUGUGAUUUUGAUUGAUUAAACAAGUUGUUGUUAUUGUUCAUGUCAGUAUUGUAACCUCAUACGGUAUCUCAAAAAGUGUCAUCUUUCAUAUUCCAACGGUAUGUGGUUCUGGGACAUUUUUGUGCAAGUUGUGAAUAUUUGUCCACCAGCCACAAUGAGUUGUCCUGUUUUACACAGAUUUCAUGCACCAAAAACUGCUGGAUUCAAGAAAAAAGUUUUGCAAUUUGCUGGAUAUGUGAGGAUAUACAGUGUAUGUUUAUGUAUCUCUGAGUUAUAUACUCCAAGUUUGCCUUGAAAGAUGAAAUAAUAAAGUACAUUUUGAUAAGAACAAGGACAAUUGCUUGUGUAAUUUGGUAUAAUCACAUACUGCUGAUA
Molecule: messenger RNA, 6208 nt
Organism: Ictalurus furcatus (blue catfish)
Lineage: Eukaryota; Metazoa; Chordata; Actinopteri; Siluriformes; Ictaluridae
Gene: pfas
Product: phosphoribosylformylglycinamidine synthase
Exons: 28
Coding region: 1127-5173 (1348 amino acids)
Biological process (GO): 'de novo' IMP biosynthetic process
Molecular function (GO): phosphoribosylformylglycinamidine synthase activity
Source: RefSeq, a predicted model, not a curated record